Messenger RNA from Silurus meridionalis, 8722 nucleotides. It is a transcript of the gene shroom3, whose product is annotated as shroom family member 3. The record is from RefSeq and is a predicted model, not a curated record. Gene Ontology annotation, cellular component: cortical actin cytoskeleton; apical junction complex; adherens junction. Gene Ontology annotation, molecular function: actin filament binding. Lineage: Eukaryota; Metazoa; Chordata; Actinopteri; Siluriformes; Siluridae. Gene Ontology annotation, biological process: actin filament organization.
UAUAUAAUACAGCAGUGAUACAGGGCCUCUUGGAGAAUAAUGGGUUGAGAGCCUUGCUCAAGGGCCAAACUGUGCCAGCUUGGCGGUGCUUGAACCACCAACCAUCUGAUGAGCAACCCAGAACCUUAAAAAAAACUGGUCUUGCGUGAAACUGGUUUGGUCCAUGGUGCAAAAAAACAAGUUUGUGGACCGAGGCAGCCCUUGUGCGCGCAUGCGCAUUUUCAGCCACCUUUCUGAUGAGUUUCUGUAGUUGGGCGGUGAGAGAGGGGGAAGAGAGGGGAGCGAGCUCGUGAGGGUUCCCUCAUCCAUCCGUCCGAGGAACAGAAACUCCUCGAAACAACGACGCUGGAGUUGAAUGCAGUGCGGGAAAUCUGAGUUCGGAUUGGUUUCAGGUGGUGUGUGGGACCACCAGCCGGGGGUCGUGUCCUGUUUGUGGAUUUGGAUGGUUUCGCGCGACUGAAAGUUUCUGACAGCACAUUUCGGUGAGAUCGACGGCGGGGAGCGCGCUCGCCUUUUCUGUGCGCGCGCUGGAUCGUGGCAAAUUCUAUUGUAAUGUUAAAAUCAAAAUGUCCGAACUGGGAAAAGGGCUGACAAACGAGCUAGAUUUUUUUUUUACUUCUUUUAAAAUUUAGCCCUAUUUUUUCUUUUUUUGCGGCUUGUGGAAUAUAUUAAUAUAUAUAUAUAUAUAUAUAUAUAUAUAUAGUUUUAAAUUGGUCGUGUGUGAGUUUGCCUGUAGAAAUGCUCUUGGGUUCAGUCUCGCUUCAGGACUCGAACGUGGAGAAAUGACUGAAGCGACGGAAGUGAACGCUGCUGGUUUUACAUAUUCAGUUUGUAAAGAGGAAAGAAAAGCACGGAGCAGGUCGCGGGACAUCCUUCCUUUCCUGCGAGAGCUUUUUCGCCGAACCGAGUUAGCGCAGUAGACUUCGGGAGAGUGAAACUAUGGACGGAAACUCGGUGUUUGUUGAGGCUUGCUUGCUCGGCGGAGCUCCGUGGGGCUUCACGCUCAAAGGCGGCCUCGAACACGGCGAACCGUUAAUCAUCUCGAAGGUAGAGCUGGGUGGGAAAGCCGGGUCUCUACAGUGCCCCCUGCUGGUCGGGGAUGAAGUGGUCAUCAUCAACGGUGUUGAGCUGAGUGGGUUCAGACAAGAGGCCAUCUCUCUGGUCAAGGGAUCCUACAAAACACUUCAGCUCACAGUGCGAAGAGAGCACUGUGCAGACUUUUGCUGUAGUGAGACCCUUACAUCUUGCCAUCGAGUGAAUACAGACCGAUGCUGCGGAGGAGUUCAGAUACGCACCAAACACAGGAGCAGUGAGCCUGGGUCCCGUCCACAUUCCUGGCACUCCACUAAACUGGGUGAGAGCUCUCUGGACUCUGACAGCAUGAUGCAGAUAUCCCAGGGUGCCAUGGGGGCUCCCUGGCACCAAAGCUACCAUGCCAGUGCCUCUACCACAGACCUGUCGGGAUAUGAUGCAGGAUUUCUGAGAAAAAGUCCAGACCAGUAUAGUUCAAGGGGAAGCAUGGAGAGCAUAGAUCAUUCCCACCCUGCUUACAGUUCCUGCAAUCAGCUCUCAGUCUCCAAAUCUUCCAAUAGCAUUGACCAUCUGCACAGCAAACGUGAUUCUGCAUACAGUUCCUUCUCUACCAGCUCAAGUAUCCCUGAAUACAUUGCAGCUGGGCCAUCAUUCAGCAAAGAGCGGUCAUACUCCAUGGACAGUGUUUCUCAACAUAGAACUGCAGAGAGCAUGCAUCAGGCAGAUAUUCGAUAUGUCCGCAAUGUCUAUGACUCUCAACAAGGCAUGUCUGCAGAUCAUGAGGUAAUUUCUGCAGCAAUCUUGAAAGCUAAUGAGAGCAAGUCACAGUCUAGAUGUGGAACCAUACAGGGUAGGGUUUGUACCCGUUCCAACAGUACCAGUGACAGUAGCAGUAGCAGUGAAAACAGUGGUUGUGGGACAGUCACCACUCAUCGUCACAGUGUGGGACCAGUAUGGGGCCAAACACACAAUGGCAACUCUUAUGAAAACUUGAAGGGGGUGCCUUCACCUCCCUUACGUAGUGACAGCUAUGCAGCUACCCGGAACCAUGAGAGGCCAAGCUCUUGGUCAAGUCUUGAGCAUGCUCGGUCUUUACGGGCGCUUCACAAGGGUUCAUGGCAUCACUCCAGUGGUUCUGUUGCAUCAGGAAAAUCAUUGUUUGGAAUAGAGGGUCAACUUCACACUGUAAUUGAAAAGAGUCCCGAGAGUAGCCCAACAAUUAAACCCAAACAAAGCCUUCCAUCUUUAUCACAGCCUGGAUUAGCCAUGCUGCCCACUAGCAUUUACCCUGUUUCAUUACCAGAACCCCAUUUUGCACAGAUACCAACGACAAACCCCAGUUCUAGUAUUGUGUACCCAGCACUUCUCAAGGAGAGCAAACCCAUCCCUCAAAAAGAACCCUGUGGAGGAGUAGACUCUGGUUUAAGGAAUGCAGCAGAAAAUGGGUACCAAAGUAUUGCUUCCUACUCCAGCUCUGUCCAAUCUCAUGUUUGCCCUCAACCUAAACAACCAAACCAAGUGAAAGAUGACCCACAGACCAAAUGUGGGUUUUACAGGUCUCAUUUUCAAGCACAGGGAUCCAAACCCCAAGUGCAGUCCAUAGGCCAGGAAAGAAAGGACCCUUACACCCCUGUUCAACCAAGGCGAGAGAAACCUAGAUACUCUCAUGGUCUGGAUAUUAUGGAAUCUUACAGACAUCCUAAGCAGGAAGAGCUAAGCAGAUUUCAUGAACAAAAUGUCCAUCCACAACCAUUUUAUUCAUCAUGUGAAGUUUUACAGGAUCAUGCCCAGCCUCAAGGAAGUGAUCAAAUAAUCAACACUUCAGUUCGGUUUCAAAAUGAAUCCAGCACCUAUCAAAAGAGGGAUCAAGAUUUGGAUCAUCCACUCACUCGACUUGAGAAUGCACUAGCAGAGGUGCAGAGAUGUGCUAGCCCAAAAACUACUAAUAGCCAUUGCAGCACCCAAAGUGAACGUAGCAUGUCGGUAAUGGAGAAGGUCAGCCACUUUGAGAAACAGCAGACCAAACCACGUAGUCACAGUCACAGUCACAGCCUCUCCAAUUACAGCUCAUCAGUUUGUCCAAGUCAGGCCACCCACAGUGUCAAGAGGUCUCUGUCUGGGAUAAAAGAUUUACAAAAAGGGUAUGCCCCUCAAGGAAGAAGGAGUUCCAGUCAUGAGGGAAAUGCCGAAUCGUUGCAGGACUUGCAGCCAAGGUGUUUGAGCAAUGAUCAAUCUCAGCAUAGGAAACCACUUGACCUACACCGAAGCAAGAGUUAUUUCCAUCUUAAUGAGGAAAAUGACAAAGACUUUCAUAGGAGCAAGAGCACUUUUAAUCUUGAGGAAAACAACAAAGACGUCCAAUGGAAAGAAGAUCAUCAGGACAUCUUAGGCACAGUUCCUGAUCCAACUUUUACUCGAGCAUACAGAGAUAGCAUCAAGGAUGCUCAGUCCAAGGUGCUGAGGUCCACUUCAUUCAGAAGACGAGACUUGAGCAUAAACCCUCCUCCUGUGCCUGUGAAGCACAUGUCACUAGAUAGGAAGGGACCCAGUAUUAUCUUUAAACCCACCACCUCUCCCCACACUCCCAAAGAACGGCAUGUUAUUCCUGUUGAGCAACCAGGCAAGACAAAUGCUCCUGAGCUUCCAAGUCCCCCUGUAGGGCCUUCAGUUAUGCGAAUAUGUGGACGAAAGCGAUUGACCUUGGAACAAAAGAAACUGUCUUUUUCUGAGCCAGAGAACAUUCACGAGGUUGGAGCUUCUGAUCAAGAGUCUGGUUUAUUUCAAAGAAGGGCACCACCGCAAUUUCAACUACCUGAGACAAGUGUUGCAGAUAAAAGAAGGAUGUUUGAACUUGUAGCUACUCGUUGUGUUGGUAGUAAAUUAGCUACAUCAAGACCUGAGUUAAAGCAGAUGCAGCAAGAUGCUUUGGCUGAUUAUGUAGAGCGUAAGACUGGUCGGCGGAUGGAUGGACGUCCUCAUCGUCCUCACAGUGCCUACAUGCAAUCAACUACCUGUUUCUCCAUGGAUUCACAAAGCCGAACUUCCACCACAAGCAUGGGCUCUCUUCAGGAGCCAGGACCUGAGGUUUUAUCUGAAGUUAACUGCCAGUUCUAUCCUCUUACACCCAAUACACAGCAUCCAUUGCACUCUAACAGGAACACGCAAAGUCAGGCUCACUCAGAAAUCUAUCAGUCUGUUUUAAGACCACAGAGUGCAGAACCACAAAAACCAGAAAGGCAAGCAAAGAGAACCUCUUUAGGCCAUGUGCCAGGUCCAAGUCAAACCUUGUAUGACAUUUUUGAAAGAGCUGUUCCAACAAGAAGCUCAGGAAAAUCUGCUUCUGCAGAGGAUCUCUUGGAUCGCAAUCAAGUUCGUCCUGCUUCUCAGCACUUCAGAUCUAAAUCUUCUCCGGCUGUAGAGUACCACAAUCUGGAUGUCUUGGCUGGAGACCUCAGAUUGCUUGGGAGUGUAUCUAAAGAAAACAGAGCACCAGUAAGUGAGGCACCUGAGCAAAGGUCAUCGAAUGAAGUGGGUCUAGAAGGUAGCUGCCUACUAAACCCAGGUCUGAAUCAGAUAAACCCACCUGUGAUAAGGAGGGAGCGACAGCGCCACUCAGACCGACCCCGAUCCCACAGCGCCUCAGGCCUGGCAGCUUCUGUCGGAUUGCCCUGUCCUUUCUCCCCUUCCGAGUGGCACAGUACCAACAAGACCCAAUGCCAACCCAACCUAGAUGCCAUUACUUUCCCAGGCACGGUCCCUAAAGAUCAAACAAGUGCAUUGUCAGGAAUGGACAAUCAAAUUUUCGACAGCAGUUCCAUGAAUGUUUCAAACGGUUCAGAGAAGACAGCCCAUGACCUUUCAUCUUCACACCAAGAAGUUGCAGAGUCCCUCACAUCUUCCUCUUUGAGCCCACCUCACAGGCCAUGCCAUUCUGGACUGGUCACUUCUCCCAAAGACUCUACCUCCCCCAUUAGAUCCCUCCCCUCUCUACAGAACUCAGAGUCCACUAGUGGCUCUGCCUCAUUUGCAUCUGUUUCACAGCUGGAAGAUGAGGUGUUUCUAUCUCCAUUCUCUGUCCCACUACACCCGCUGUCAACCAGAGAAGAACAAUUCUCAGAGAAUCCUCUGCUUCUCUACCCAUCAGUCAAGCCUCAAAUUAAGGAAGAGUCACUUGAUGUCAUAGUGCCUCAAGAAACCCAAAAACUGAACUGCAUCUCUUCCAUUGAGCAUCCAUCUGUCAUAACUGCGCACCACGAAAAAGAGGGCCAGUUGCAUAUCUCAUCCUUGUCAACACCUUCAGAGUCCAUUUUCGCUGUGAUCACCGAAGCUGUCGCAGAAGAGCUUUCAGAAGGUCCACAAUCACCAUUGCUGGCCAGGAGAGAGCAGACGGAGGCAGAGGUGCAGGUGGAGAUUCUGGCCCGGGAACUGGUGAGCCGUGAUGAGGCCCUUGCUUCGCUUCUGGACAUCUGGUCAAGCACCACUACACUGGACCUGAUGGAAGACAUCUUUCCUUCAUGCUCAUCUGCUCCACAGCAUCGGAAGAACAGCAACAGUCAUGCAGGAGAAAGUGCUCAGAACACAGGGUGUGUUUCUCCUGAGGCUCAAGUGAAGGGACGGAUGGAGACUGAUCUGGAUGAGAAUGAGUGCAAUUUGAAUGAAAAGAAGGUGGAGCUCCUACAGGCUCUGACAGUGAGCUUAGAGGCAUUGCGGAUGGAGAGAGAGAGACUGGCCGAGGAACACCAGAGCUACAGUGCUCUGGGCUGCAGGAUAGAGGCACUGGUGGAGGAUCACUGCAAGCCCAACGAGAGUGAGAAGUAUCGUAUGUUUAUUGGCGACUUAGAAAAAAUCGUCAACCUGCUGCUUUCUCUGAGCGGACGUCUAGCCCGUGUGGAGAAUGCCCUCAAUGCCCUGCAGGGGGAGCCAGAGAAGGGAAGCACGGAGGAGAGGGCAUCCUUGCAACAGAAACAAAGGCAGCUGCGCAGUCAACGGGAGGACGCACGGGAGCUGAAAGAGAACCUGGACCGGCGUGAGCGCAUCGUGCUCCAGUUCCUGGGUGGCUAUCUGAGCCCUGCAGAGCUGCAAGACUAUCGGAGUUACAUUCGUGCCAAACCGGCCCUGCUCAUCCGCCAGCGCCACCUGGACGAACUUAUACGCCAGGGAGAGGAGCAGCUCUGCAGACUGAGUGAGAACACAACCCGAGAGCUCAAUCCACAAACAAGCUCCACCCCUCCUUCUUGUAGCCUUCCUAACUCGCCAAAACCUACCACUGUGACCUCGCUCUGACUGUCCAUUAGCCCUGAAAGCUGCUGAGAAGAGAAACGCAUGACAAUGAAAGUUAAAACAAAAGAGAGAGAGAGAGAGAGAGAGAGAGAGAGAGACUGUUAUUACUUUUCCAUUACCGCUCACAUAUGUGGAAGUGCCUUAAGUGAAGGAAUUUAAAACAACAUGAAGGACAAAUGUUAUUGUUCACAUAAGGAAGUGUCAAUAGGUAUUUUAGCACAACACGCUAUAAAAUGCCACUAACAGAUUGAAAAAGAGUUUUCCUGCUUGAUGUAAUUCAGAAUAAAUAGUAAUGCUAUAAUCUCACAUGCAUACAAACACAAUCAAAAGAUAAUCCAACCGCUAACUAUCUUCAAAUUGACUCAUUUCUGCAAAUGUUUCGUUCGUUUCGAAGAGCUCGAAGGCUUUCAGUAAUAGCAAUAAUAUUUAUGAAUAUUCUACACAGAAAAGUGUGUACUAUGUACAAAAACAUUAAGAACAGCUGGCAUAGUUGUUAGACAUUUGUUUUCUGGAAGCACACAUGCAGCUGUGACUGUAUCACUUCUGUGUUGGUUGGAAAACAAAAACAGGAUCCUUCUAUUUCUGCUGAACAUGUUUGUAAAAACCCCCUUUAUUGUGCCCAGAAAGAACAAAAAACAUUGAAAUGAUUUCUUUAGAAAUAUAUUUUCAUUAAAUGUUUAAAAUCUGAAAUGAGUGCAGUUAUGUACAUAACUGCAAGCUAAGAUUUUCAAAGUGUGUGCGCUCUUCUGUUUCCAAGCUUGAAAGAGAGCCCAAGCGUGACCUGUGCUGCAGUUGGAUCUCCUCUUACAGGCCUUUUGUACAGCACUUGUCUCUCUUUAGGAGUAGUAUAAAGUGGGACCAUCCCGACAGAAAAUACACACACGGGUGAAUUUGUGCACUGGUUUGGAUCGUAACUUAUACAUAGUUUAUAAAGAUCCUAAAGAUAUUUUCCUAUGUUUCAAUCAUACCAUAGUGUGCAUGUUUUUUCACACUGCCAAAUAAUUAUAAUUUAAAAAUACAAAAAAGAAAUGGGGUUUAUGGGCUUGGCUUCAUUGCUCCCAUGUUUAAAUGGGCGAUUGUUCUAUACUUCUUCAGCACACAAUUUUUUUUUUCCCAAGCAACACUCAUCUAUCUUCCACAGAGUAAAAAAUGUAUGACAGUUUAACAUUGAUGAUGCAAGUUUACAGCACUGACCCCUGUUACAUUUGCCGCUUGAGUGCUGCAGUAGUACCACUGGACUCAUUUUGGUUGUAGUGAAAAAGUAUAGUACUUGCUGAUAAUAUUGGCAAAUGUAUACAUAUUAUGCAUGAGGUCUGUCAUUUAAAUCAUGUAACCCAAAAAAAAUGACAUGGGCUCUCUCUACCCUGAGCUACUGUCUUCGGUUCGCAUUAUGCAAACAGUUUUUGCUUAGUGUUCAGGACCACUAUAAUAUACCACUGUGAUGAAGCCAAGCUAUUGGUUACAACUGCAGAGCCCUUAACACAUCUGUAAAAUGUGAACCUUUGAGUUUACAGAGCAUGAUGGGAUACGGGGGCAAUGAUUAUGUGACCAUUCCGAUCCUCCACAUCAACAGAGCACUUAAUUCAUAAUUUUAUAAUAGCUUUACUACUUUUGGCUGAAUUGCAUACAUGCUUUAGCGCGCACACACACACACACACACACACACAUGCUCCGACACAGCGAAAUCUGAGAUCUGCCACACAUUAGUGACCAUGGAAUUUUGAAUUAUUUAUAAAUGAGGAUGUGUGUGUAAUUUCUACAUGUACAUAUGCUGUGCUAAUCUCUCCAGAGUUGUAACGUUUGUAGUUUUUGAAGCAGAUUUUGCUCAGAGUGCACAUAUCUUGUACAUAAUGUGAAUUGUUUAGAAAAUAUGAUAUUCACAGUCUGUAUUUGGAAAAAAAAAAAAAGAAACAUUCUGAAUCCACACAACACUUUUUAGAGAUGGACAUUUGGACAGGGCCCCUGUCUGGUUUUCAAAAAUAUGUUUAUGAAAUUUCUCUUUACGCUGCAAUGGUUGGUUUCCGAAGCAGAUACGGCAAACACUGUCCCUCUAAUGGCCAUAAAUGUCCGUGUAUCAUUUUCAUCUUAAUUUCUUUUGAGUGCACAUUUUAAAACAAUUAAAACACAUUGUAACCCUGUACAGACACAUGUAAAAGAUCACUGUAUGAGCAUGCACACCUACAAUGCUACCACAGAUACUUCACUUUCUUUGCCUUUGAUAGAUGUAGAACUUCAGAUGUAGCUUGAGUUCAAACUGACAGCUGAAGUGUUUUGUUGGGUUUUUGUUUGUUUGUUUGUUUGUUUGUUAUUUGAAACACAUUGGACUUUGCUUUGUGCUGUUUGGAAAGAAAAAAGGAAAGAACAAGCACAGACGCAUUUUACAAAUAAAUCUAUUGUGUAAAAGAUUAAA